GGAUACUCAUCAAGGGACAGCGGUACGCCCUCUACUACAUGUCCCAGAACACACUGCGGCAUAUGAGCUGUGUGUAUGUGAGGCAGAGAGCGAGAGGGGAAGAUUUAGGAAUUCGUCUGCAGACUUGGAGCUGCGCUGUUGUAAAAAUAAUGGCCUAGCAGUCCAGCUAGCUGCUAGCAUUUCCUCUUGCAUUUGUGGGUGCUUUGGGUUAUUAGCAGUGGUGGGACGCCUCUCUACAACUGAUACUCCGGAAGAGCAGCAGCCGCCCCCCCAGCAGACUCCAGCAGUGGGAGCAAGAUGGAGGCCUCAUUUGGCCCUACCUUCUCAGCCGUGGCUGCUGGAGCUAAAGCAGAAGGGUCCAGCACCUACAAGCAGCACAGAAGAACUCCCUCCACCUCCAGCACUCUAACCUACUCUCCCCGGGAUGACGACGAUGGAAUGCCUCCCAUUGGAACUCCUCGGAGGUCGGAUUCAGCCAUCUCAGUCCGAUCUCUCCACUCCGAGUCCAAUAUGUCUCUGCGCUCCACUUUCUCUCUGCACGAAGAAGAGGAGGACACAGAGCCCCAGGUGUUUGCUGAACAGCCGUCAGUAAAACUUUGCUGCCAGCUGUGCUGUAAUGUCUUCAAGGACCCCGUCAUCACCACAUGUGGGCACACCUUCUGCAGACGAUGUGCCUUGACUUCAGACAAGUGCCCAGUGGAUGCGGCUAAGCUAACGGUCGUGGUGAACAACAUUGCAGUAGCCGAGCAGAUCGGAGAGCUGUUCAUUCACUGUAAAUACGGCUGCAGGGCCACAGCCAACGGUGCGGCCGCGGCCGCAGCCCCCACCUCCACAGUGGCCGGGAAACCUGGAGCGUACGAGGUGGACCCACUGGGUUGCCCGUUCACCAUCAAACUGUCCACACGCAAAGAACAUGAGGCCAGUUGUGACUACAGGCCAGUCCGCUGCCCCAACAACCCCUCCUGCCCCCCGCUGCUCACCAUGAACCUGGAAGCUCACCUCAAAGAAUGUGAACACAUCAAAUGUCCACACUCCAAAUAUGGCUGUACGUUCAUUGGUAACCAGGACACGUAUGAAACACACCUGGAGGUGUGUAAAUUUGAGGGUCUGAAGGAGUUUCUGCAGCAGACUGAUGAUAGGUUCCAUGAGAUGCAGCUGACUCUGGCCCAGAAGGACCAAGACAUUGCUUUCCUGCGCUCCAUGUUGGGCAAACUAUCAGAGAAGUUAGAUCAGUUAGAGAAGAACCUGGAGCUCAAAUUCGAUGUGUUGGAUGAGAACCAGAGUAAACUGAGUGAGGACCUGAUGGAAUUUCGUAGAGAUGCCUCCAUGCUUAACGAUGAGUUGUCCCACAUCAACGCCAGGCUCAACAUGGGAAUCCUGGGCUCAUACGACCCCCAGCAGAUCUUCAAGUGUAAGGGGACAUUUGUUGGCCACCAGGGUCCUGUUUGGUGUCUGUGUGUCUACUCCACUGGAGACCUGCUCUUCUCUGGAUCCUCAGAUAAGACUAUCAAGGUAUGGGACACCUGCACCACCUACAAGUGUCAGAAAACCCUUGAGGGGCAUGAUGGCAUCGUACUGGCACUGUGUAUCCAGGGAAACAGGCUAUACAGUGGCUCUGCAGACUGCACCAUCAUCGUUUGGGACAUCCAGACCCUGCAGAAAGUCAAUACUAUCCGUGCCCAUGACAACCCUGUAUGUACACUGGUCUCCUCCCACAACAUGUUGUUCAGCGGCUCCCUCAAGGCCAUUAAGGUGUGGGACAUCGUGGGUACGGAGCUGAAGCUGAAGAAGGAGCUAACCGGUCUGAAUCACUGGGUUAGAGCACUGGUGGCUUCCCAGAACCACCUGUACAGUGGCUCUUAUCAGACCAUCAAGAUUUGGGACAUCCGGUCUCUGGAGUGUGUUCACGUCCUGCAGACCAGCGGCGGCAGCGUCUACUCCAUCGCCGUCACCAACCACCACAUAGUCUGUGGCACCUAUGAAAACCUCAUCCAUGUGUGGGACAUUGAGUCUAAAGAGCAGGUGCGGACCCUGACAGGUCAUGUGGGAACAGUUUACGCUCUUGCUGUCAUCUCCACCCCUGACCAGACCAAAGUGUUCAGCGCCUCUUACGACCGCUCACUCCGGGUGUGGAGCAUGGACAACAUGAUCUGUACCCAGACCCUGCUGAGACACCAGGGCAGUGUAACAGCUCUAGCUGUCUCCAGAGGGCGCCUCUUCUCUGGAGCUGUCGACAGCACCGUAAAGGUGUGGACAUGCUAAACAAACAGUUUGCUCUGCAGGAGUCCAGUCAACACCUCUCUUUGUGUGUCAGAGAGACGCUAUGAACUGUAACCUUUCCACAUGAUUUCCUCCUCCGCACCCGUUUCUUUGAUUGUGAUUUAACGGCCGCAGGCCGAUAAUAACCGCCACUUCACAGUCGAGCUGCAUCAGAAACUAUUUUACUAAAUGUUGCUUUUAAAACUU
Siniperca chuatsi (mandarin fish) is the source of this 2466-nucleotide messenger RNA. It is a transcript of the gene traf7, whose product is annotated as TNF receptor-associated factor 7. Bases 298 to 2262 code for a protein of 654 amino acids. The record is from RefSeq and is a predicted model, not a curated record. Lineage: Eukaryota; Metazoa; Chordata; Actinopteri; Centrarchiformes; Sinipercidae. The transcript is spliced from 22 exons. Gene Ontology annotation, biological process: Notch signaling pathway; ribosomal large subunit assembly. Gene Ontology annotation, molecular function: zinc ion binding; protein binding. Gene Ontology annotation, cellular component: nucleolus.